Messenger RNA from Maudiozyma saulgeensis, 1323 nucleotides. The record is from the annotation of a GenBank genome assembly. NCBI's taxonomy places the organism in Eukaryota, Fungi, Ascomycota, Saccharomycetes, Saccharomycetales, Saccharomycetaceae.
AUGGCUAAGGACGCAACAGGAACUUGGAAAGUCGUAGUUGCUACAGCAGCAUUGGCUGUUGCAACUACAAAACUUGCAGAAAUUGGAUGGAAGAAGUAUCAAUUACAAAAUGGUAAGAAGAUUAGCGGCAAGAAAAUAAUUACAGGUAAAGCUGCUUAUGAUGAUAGUUUAUUCCGCGAACAACUUGCUAGAAACUAUGCUUUCCUUGGUGAAGAAGGAAUGGAAAAAGUUAAAAAUCAAUACGUUGUCGUCGUAGGUGCAGGUGGUGUCGGUUCUUGGGUUGUUACCAUGCUAUUACGUUCAGGGGUUCGUAAGAUUAGAAUCAUCGAUUUUGAUCAAGUCUCAUUAAGUUCUCUUAACAGACAUAGUUGUGCUACUUUGAAAGAUGUCGGUACACCAAAAGUAACAUGUUUGAAGAAUCAUAUGUUAGAUGUCGCACCAUGGUGUGAAAUUGAUGCUAUUAAUGAAUUAUGGGAAUUGAAGGAUGCCGAAAGAUUAUUAUUUGGUAACGGUAGACCUGAUAUGGUUGUUGAUUGUAUCGAUAAUAUUGAUACAAAAGUGGACCUGUUGGCUUUCUUACAUGAGAAUAAAAUCGAUAUGGUCUCUUCAAUGGGUGCAUCUGCUAAAAGUGACCCUACUCGUAUUAAUGUGGGUGACUUGAGUGUUACAGAAGAGGAUCCCUUGGCUAGAGCCGUAAGAAGAAGAUUAAAACAAAAAGGUAUUGUCACUGGUGUACCAGUUGUAUUCAGUGCAGAAAAACCAGAUCCUCGUAAAGCUAAACUAUUACCAUUACCAGAUAAUGAAUAUGAAAAGGGUCAGGUUGGUGAAUUGAGUGCUUUAAGAGAUUUCCGUGUUAGAAUUUUACCUGUAUUAGGAACCAUGCCUGCAAUUUUUGGUUUAACCAUUGUUACUUACAUUUUGACUAAAGUUUCAGGUUAUCCAAUGAAUCCAAUUGAAGGAAAGAAUAGAAUUAAGGUAUAUGAUGGUAUCUUACAAUCCUUGGCAGGUCAAAUGUCACGUAUUGGUGAGAAAGACCAACGUGUUCCAAUUGCUUUAUCCGAUAUAGGUUAUAUUGUCGUAGAGGUCUUUAGAGGGAAAUCCCCUGUGAGUGGUUACUCUACAAGACUUGCAUUAACCAAGUGGGAUCCAAAGAAGCCAGUAAGUUUACAAAAUGUAGUGCUUGUCACUCAAGAAGAACAGAAAGAACAUGAGAAGCGUGUGUUGAGUGGCGGUGAAAGAAUGGAGGAUGUUUAUUCUCCUGAAGUACUGGCUCUAAUCAAUAAGAGAUUCGGUGAAGAAGAAUAUUACUCUCAAUUUAGAUAA